Messenger RNA from Erythranthe guttata (spotted monkey flower), 2404 nucleotides. Lineage: Eukaryota; Viridiplantae; Streptophyta; Magnoliopsida; Lamiales; Phrymaceae. The record is from RefSeq and is a predicted model, not a curated record.
UGAAGGUACAUAGUUUGUAAUAACAGAGGUGAACUGUCUGCAAUCUGCAGAAACAAUGGAGCUGGUUCAGCUAGUUCCUGUAAUUCUUCUAUCAUGGUUUCUUCAUCACGCUUCAGCACAAAGAUCAACGUACAUUAUCCACAUGGAUAAAUCUCUCAUGCCCAAGGCAUUUUCAUCUCACCGUUACUGGUAUUCUUCCAUCCUCCAUUCCGUCCAAUCUCCGACGUCAUUCGCCGGCGGCGGCGAAAAACUCCGGCCGAAGCUUGUCUACACCUACGACAACGCCUUCCAUGGCUUCACCGCCGUCAUGUCGGAAGAUGACGUGGACGCUGUGAGGAAGUCCCCGGGUUUCCUUUCGGCUUACCCGGACGACGUCGUUACCCCCGACACGACACACUCUUAUAAAUUCUUGGGGCUCAACACGGCGGCCGGGAUUUGGCCGGCGUCGGAGUACGGGAAGGACGUCAUCAUCGGAGUUGUCGACACCGGAGUCUGGCCGGAGAGCCGGAGCUUCGGCGACGACGGAAUGACGGCUGUUCCGGCGAGGUGGAGGGGGAUCUGCCAAGCCGGCGAGGAGUUCAAUUCUUCACUGUGCAACAGGAAACUCAUCGGAGCUAGGUACUUCAACGAGGGGGUUCGGGCGGCGAACCCCGGCGUCGUGAUAACUCUGAACUCCGCCAGGGAUGAUUCCGGCCACGGCACCCACGUUGCCUCCACCGCCGCGGGUAACUACGUCGACGGCGUCUCCUUUUUCGGGUACGCCGCGGGUACUGCGCGGGGCGUGGCCCCACGCGCCCGCGUGGCGGCGUACAAGGUCCUCUGGCGGGAGGGAAGCUACGAGUCCGACGCGCUCGCCGGAAUCGACCAGGCGGUCGCCGACGGCGUCGACAUCCUCUCAAUUUCCCUGAGUUACCGCCGGCGAGAUUUGUACGAGAACCCCAUCGCAAUAGCAGGGUUCGGCGCAAGGGAGAAGGGCAUUAUCGUCUCUGUCUCCGCCGGAAACCGCGGCCCGAAUUUCGCGACUCUUCUAGAAGGAAUCCCGUGGGCCAUAGUGGUGGCCUCCGGAACAAUCGACCGGUGGUUCGCCGGCAGACUAACCCUCGGCGACAGCGGCAAAACAAUCACCGGCUGGACAAUGUUUCCGGCGAGAGCCGCCAUCAGAAACUUCCCUCUCAUCUACAACAAAACACUCUCCGCCUGCAAUUCCGGCGAACUACUAGCGGAAGCCCCUUUCCAAAGCAUCAUUAUAUGCAAUAUAACCGACGAAUCCACGUCUUUCUUCUCCCUAAUGAACGAUCUCACACAAUCGACCAACAUUCGAGCGGUCGUCAUAAUUUCCGACAACGCUGCCAUUCUCCGGUCCACCUCAUUUCCCUUCCCCGGAGUCGUAAUAACCUCUAAUCAAGCAAAAGAGGUCGUCAAAUACGCAACAAGCACCGGUUCGCCACAAGCGAGCCUCGAUUUUAUACAAACAACAAUCGGGCCGGAGCCCAGACCAGCUCCGGCCCUGUCAGGCUCCUCAUCCCGUGGGCCUGCCAGAAGCUACCCCGAGAUUCUGAAGCCUGACGUCACUGCACCAGGAGUUUUAAUCCUGGCCGCGUACAAUCCUUACACCUCCACGGCAAGUGUCGGUAACAACAUAUUCCUAUCGAGCGACUACACUCUCUUAUCCGGCACGUCAAUGGCUUGCCCACACAUAUCCGGAAUCGCUGCCCUCCUCAAAUCAGCCCGGCCCAAUUGGAGCCCUGCAGCUAUCCAAUCCGCCAUUAUGACCACCGCAAACCCGCUCGAUAAUUCCAAAAAGCCCAUCAAGGAUAUGGGCUCCGAUUACGAGCCCGCCACGCCUUUAGGCAUUGGGGCGGGACACGUUGACCCGAACCGGGCCCUUGACCCGGGCCUAGUCUACGACGCCACUAUUCAAGACUAUGUCAACCUCGUUUGCUCGAUGAAUUUCACUCCCGAGCAAACGCGAACAAUCGUGAGAUCGAGCUACAACUGCUCGACGAACGUAGGGAGUGGUGGGGCCACUUAUAGAGCCGAGGUGGAAAGACCGAAAGGCUCGACGAUUGUUGUUUCGCCGGAGAGGUUAGUGUUCGGAAGUAAACACGAGAAGCGGAGCUACUCUUUGACGAUUCGCUAUCGAAGUAAUAGCGAGUUUGUUAUCGCGGAUGGUUCGAUCACUUGGAUCGAAGAGAAUGGGAAGCAUAGAGUGAGAAGUCCCAUUGUCAUUUCUCCGGGGGUGGGUGAUGAUUAGUUUAAAAGAGUAAUAUUUGUUUCUGGAAUGCUUAUAAAUUGGUGGUAUAUAUAAUGUCAUAUUCUUAAAGCAAUUUUCAACUUGUGUUUAUGGUGCAUAAUGUUACUGAAGAACUAAUCAUGUUAUAUAUAUGGGCAAAUUAUGGUCGAA